This is a messenger RNA of Labeo rohita (rohu), 3750 nucleotides long. It is a transcript of the gene cyp21a2, whose product is annotated as steroid 21-hydroxylase. The record is from RefSeq and is a predicted model, not a curated record. Bases 150 to 1655 code for a protein of 501 amino acids. The transcript is spliced from 12 exons. Gene Ontology annotation, biological process: progesterone metabolic process; hormone biosynthetic process. Gene Ontology annotation, molecular function: iron ion binding; steroid 17-alpha-monooxygenase activity; heme binding. Lineage: Eukaryota; Metazoa; Chordata; Actinopteri; Cypriniformes; Cyprinidae.
AAGGUCAGGAUAAUAUUUAUCUAUCCUCGAUGAGGUUGAGAAACAACACUAAAUGAUGUGAACUGGAGCAGGGUUGACGGCGGAAGGAAAUAAAAGGGGGAAGCGUAAAAGAAAAGCAUUCAGAAAGUUUUCAGUAAAGAAUCAACAGCAUGUGUAUCUCAGCGGUGAGUGUGGGGCUGUUACUUUUCAUUUUGUGGAUGCUUGCGGUCCAGCUCUGUGGACAGACUAACCGGCAAAGAGAUGGAGAUGCCAAAGCAAGCAGCCAACCAGAAGCGGCUGUUCCCAAACUCCUGCAUUCCCUCUCUAAGCGCUUCCUCGGCCCCAUUUCUUCCCCUCUUCCUGGUCCUCCCUCUCUUCCUUUCCUGGGCAACAUGCUGGAUCUUGCCCAAGAACAUCUGCCCAUCCACCUGACUUCACUAGCACAGCGCUAUGGAAAUAUCUAUCGGCUCAACUUUGGCAACACAACUAUGGUGGUAUUAAAUAGUAGUGAGAUCAUCCGCGAGGCUCUGAUUAAAAAAUGGUCUGACUUUGCCGGGAGGCCUUAUUCGUAUACUGGUGAUAUAGUGUCAGGUGGAGGACGAACCAUUUCUCUGGGUGAUUUCAGUGAGGAAUGGAAGGCUCAAAGACGCGUGGCCCAUAGAGCUCUGCAACGCUGCACAAUGGAUUCCCUGCACUCUGUCAUAGAAAAGCAAGCACACCAUCUCUGCCAGGUAUUACGGGACUACAAUGAAAAAGCAGUGGAUUUAUCUGAAGAUUUUACUGUGGCCGCGAGUAAUGUCAUCACAACACUAACCCUUGGCAAAAGUUAUGAUAAGAGAGCAGAUCAGCUGCAGAAACUGCAUGAUUGUCUGAAUAAGACUGUGUCUCUCUGGGGUUCACCCUGGAUCUCAGCACUGGACUCAUUCCCUCUGCUUAGGAUAUUACCCAACCCUCCAUUCUCUCGCCUCCUGAAGGAGGUUGGCAGACGCGAUAAGCUGAUAGGGAAACACAUUGAGGAGUUCAAGAAAAGUGAUCAUAAUAAAGAUGGCACAGUGACUUCCUCACUUCUGCAGUCCUUGGAACCAGCACAAGGGGGAGCCAAUCAAACCCUGACAGACACUCAUGUGCACAUGACCACAGUGGAUCUGCUCAUUGGAGGGACAGAAACUACUGCUUCCUUGCUCAACUGGACAGUGGCCUUCCUUUUACACAGACCUGAGGUUCAGAAUGAAGUGUACAAGGAGCUAUGUGGUGUGCUGGAUGUUCGGUACCCCAAGUACAGUGACCGAGACAGACUGCCGUAUCUGUGUGCUCUGAUCAAUGAGAUGUUAAGACUUCGACCUGUAGCUCCCCUCGCUGUGCCUCACAGAGCCAUACGAAACAGCAGUCUUCUGUUUAGUAUUGCAGGCCAUUUCAUUCCCAAGAAUACACUAAUCAUUCCUAAUCUGUAUGGUGCCCACCAUGAUCCAGAGGUCUGGGAAGAUCCAUACAGCUUUAAACCAGUUGAACUGAUUUAUUGCAGAACGCUUUUUGGAAGGUGGUGGCGGGUCUGUUCGUGCCCUGAUUCCUUUUGGAGGAGGAGCCAGAUUGUGUCUGGGAGAGGCAGUAGCCAAAAUGGAGAUGUUUCUCUUCACGGCCUAUCUUCUGCGAGACUUUCAGUUUCUGCCUGCCAGUAAAGAGGAGCCUCUGCCUGACUUGCGAGGCGUCGCCAGUGUGGUUCUUAAAGUCAAACCAUACACAGUUAUAGCACACCCAAGAGAACAGUAACUGAUUAUAAAUACAGCGUCCUAAAACCCAGAUACGAGCUGACAUUUGUGAACUCUCAUCCCAAUGUUAAUGGUUUUUUAAUAGGCUAAAUGCCUGAAAUAAGUCUGUGGUUAACACAAGCUCAAGAUAUUUUCACAUUUCUUUCUACAACAAAAUACUUUAGUAAUACCCUACUCAUUUUUGAAAGAUUUUGUGUCUUGAAAAAGGCAUUGCUAACAAGUGGCUAAAUGGGACAUUAUGUUGACAGGGACAAUAAAUGGCACCACGCUGAGCUAGCUAAACUCAUCUAAUCACUAGUCCACUUUUAAAGCCUUGCUGCAUUUAUAACUCAAUUUUAACUUCAAUUUGUAGAUAAUAAAUAAAGUUUGCAAGAGGUGUGUGGAAAUGCUGAAGUCAUGCGAAAAUAGUGUAGUUCUUUUAUAGCCUAAUUUUAGCAUUUUACUUUUGUAGAUUGUAUUUAGGCUUCAAAAUUCAUAAAUCUUCAGGAAUCAUACAGUUCAGUGGCAUUGUUUAAGUUUAGUCCCGCCAAUAUGGCCGACUGAUGAUGUGUUGUGAAAACACUCUAUUAUGCAUUAAUAGAGGAUAGAAGAUUUAUGCAUUCCGGUUUAUUAACCGCAGGAAAUAAUGAGAAGAAUAAUGUGCAGUAAAUGGUAAAACUGUUUGAACUACAAACCAAUGUGUUCAUAAUUAAGAUAAAACAUUCAAAUAAUAUGGUAGGACUAAUUUGCAAUAUCAAGCAGCAAAAAAAGCUGUUUUGUACAGCUAAAAAAUAGCUGGACAUGGAUGAGAUCAGAACCAAACCCAUAAAAUGUACAAAUGGCUGCCCCCACUCGUAUGGGAAAAAUAAGGUGGAUACAAUUGUUUAUCUGUAAUAUUGUUUAAAGCCAGGGUAGGCAGUUUCUGCGCUACUAGAAACACAGUGGGGAAAAAAUUAUUUGAUCCCCGUUACGAUUUUCAGGCUGAUGUUUGGCAACUCAAACCUUCAGCUCCCCCCACACGGAAAUAACCUAUAUAAACAUAUAUGUUUUAAUAUAGGUUUUGAUAUAGGUUUUUAAUAUAUGUGACAUAUAUAAAAUUCUGUCCGUUUUCCUAUAUGUACAUAUAUGUGCAUAUAUGUACAUAUAUGUACAUAUAAUAUAGGAAAACGGCCAAUUUUAUAUAUGUCACAUAUAUUAAAAACCUAUAUCAAAACCUAUAUCAUGAAAAAAUCAUUCAUUUAUUUUUUUAUGCAAAAUAAAAAAUUAUUUUGCAUUUUCGUGUACCUCCACAUCCCAUCUAUAAUUUAAAUACAUUUAUUUCAAAAUAAAUGUAUAAUAUUUUAGAUAAAAUACACAUUUUAAUCAUGUCCCUAGGUUUUCACUCAGUCCUGUUACCCUAACAUAUUCCCCCUCUAAAAACUGGGAAAAUUCCACAAGACACAUUUUCAACAUAAUAUUGCAUCUGGAUCUUCUGAAGGCAAUGAAAUGCCCAAAAGCAUGUGGUCUCAUUUUCUUUUCUGUAUAUUUGAUGAUAUUAUAAUGGUGGCUGUGAGUGUCAAUAUAAAUAUUCCCUUCUGUUACAUAAACACUUUCUUAGAUGUUACAUGUUUAUUCAAAAAAUACAAAUCUUUGGUGAAUCACUAUCAUUUGCUGAGUUUCCUCAUAAUAUUUGUAUUUACUCCAUGUGGCUAUAUUUUAUGUAUUUGCUCAUUUUAUCCUAAAAUCUCACAUUUCUAAAAUCCUGUUACUUUCAGUCCUGUUACUCCUAUACUCAUCUAUAGUAACUGAGUAAUAGUAAAAGGAAUGAGUGAUUUAUUAAUGUAAAUAUUAGGCUACAUCCAUAUUAAUCUAGAUCAAUUUGAAAAUGCAUCUUUUUAUAAAUGUUUUGGCCUUUUAUCCACACUGAGACAAUGUUGUUAGUUGCAACUUCUGUCUUGUGGCAAUUAUGUACUAGACCCAAACAUGUGUUUAAGUGUGACCAGCGUUGUAAGAAAACGAUAUACACAAAAAAAAAAAAAACUGAAAA